Corythoichthys intestinalis (scribbled pipefish) is the source of this 1883-nucleotide messenger RNA. It is a transcript of the gene smyd5, whose product is annotated as SMYD family member 5. Lineage: Eukaryota; Metazoa; Chordata; Actinopteri; Syngnathiformes; Syngnathidae. Gene Ontology annotation, biological process: negative regulation of gene expression, epigenetic. The coding region runs from base 23 to 1276 and encodes 417 amino acids. The record is from RefSeq and is a predicted model, not a curated record. Gene Ontology annotation, molecular function: protein binding; histone H4K20 methyltransferase activity. The transcript is spliced from 13 exons.
GUUGUUGUAGUUCCUUGCCAAGAUGGCGGCCUCCGCAGCUGACAUGUUUUCGUUUUGCAUGGAUCCCGGCAAAGUUGCCUUGGGUGUGGAAGUGAGAUUUAUCGACAACGUCAAGGGGAAAGGUCUGUUUGCUAAAAGAAGAAUCAAGAAGGGAGAAGUCAUUUUUAUUGAGCGCCCACUUGUCUGUGCACAAUUCCUGUGGAAUGCCUUGUAUAAAUAUAAAGCAUGCGAGUACUGCUUACGGGCUCUAGAGACUGCGGAAGAAAAUGCCCGGCGACUCGCAGGCAAUCCAGCGCUCAGCCUUCCUUAUCCGGAACUCUGUCCUGUCCAAGCGCAACUCCACACAGUCUGCCCACAGUGCCAGGUGAUGUACUGCAGCGCUGAGUGUCGCCAAGCUGCUGCGGAUCAGUACCACCGAGCGCUGUGUCUCGGGCCGUCCCAUGAAGAUCCUGACCACCCUGUCAAUAAGCUCAAAGACGCCUGGAGGAGCAUGCACUAUCCUCCAGAGACUUCAAGUAUUAUGCUUAUGGGCAGAAUGGUCGCGACUGUUAAACAAGCCAAAGACAAAGCUCAUUGGCAGAAGCUCUUCUCGCACUUCUGUAGCCGCACGGCCAAUGAGGAAGAAGAACUAGCUCACAAGCUCCUGGGUGACAAGUUCAGGGGUCAGCUUGUGGUGCUACAGGAUCUUUUCAAAGAAGCGCUUUAUUAUGAUCAUUUGAGUCGGUGGUUCCUUCCUGAGGGCUUCCGUUCUCUCUUCGCUCUUGUUGGAACUAACGGACAAGGCAUAGGCACAAGCUCUCUCAGUCAGUGGGUUCACGCCUGCGACGCAGUGGAGCUUCCCUCCCAGCAGAGAGCGCAGUUGGACUCCUUUAUCGACCAGCUGUACAAAGAUAUUGAACGAGAAACGGGAGACUUUCUAAAUGUCGAAGGAUCAGGCCUCUUUGUGCUUCAAAGUUCAUGCAAUCAUAGCUGCGUGCCCAAUGCAGAGGCUUCCUUUCCUGACAACAACUUCCUGCUUCACCUCAGUGCCCUCAGCGACAUUGAGGCAGGCCAGGAGAUCUGCAUCAGUUACUUGGACUGUUGUCAACGGGACAGAAGUCGUCACAGCAGACACAAAAUUCUAAGAGAGAACUACAUGUUCAUCUGCUCGUGUAUCAAGUGCACCUCCCAGACCGACGAUCCAAACAUGACUUCAGAGGAGGAAGAGGAUGAUGAAGCAGAAGCAGAAGGUGAAACAGAGGGUGACGACAUGGAAGAUGAGAUGACUGAUGUGUGAUUUAAAAAAAAAAAAAAAAAAAAAAAAACGUGAGAGACCACAUUGUCAACAGCCUUUUGAUGUCCAUCCACAUUUAUCUUGCUGGACAAUGCACACAACAAUAAACAUUUCCUGUCUCGGAAUGAGUACACUGUGGAGCUUACAAACAAAAUGGUGGCUGCCACUCAUUUCUUGGUGAAAGAAUCGUCUCAUCGCUAUGAGCACUUUGUCAAACUAUCAGUCUUUGUAAUAUCUCAUUCUGAUGCUCCAAAGAAAGAUGAGGGCCACAUGGAAAACAUACUAUGGGCAAGAAAUUUGUAAUUAUAAGACCACAUGAAAUUGUUUUAUAUUUGAAGACAUUGCACAAAAUGUGUAUGACUUUCAGGAAUCAAGUUAUAGUGUAACAAGAAAAAUAAAAGGAAGCAAGUCCCAUUAAAAAAGUGCUGAUAAGACUACUGUUGUUUCAUCUCAUAAAAUCAUUUUACUUGGAAUUUUUAUUUUCUACAAAAAUCUGGAAAAAGUUGAUACAGAAUAAAAUGUCCAUAAAAUAUAUACAGUGCCUUGCAAAAGUAUUCGGCCCCCUUGAAUCUUGCAACCUUUCGCCACAUUUCAGGCUUCAAACAUGAAG